AUGGUUAUGGUAGUGACUCGCCUAAUAUCGUUGCUUUAUGAGUUUGGGCUGAUAGAUCGCGAUGGGACCUUUAGCGGAGAUUUGGUGUUAAUUAUGAUUGUCAUGAUCCGACUGCAAUCAAUGGUCGUGGUGUUUACGAUAUUUCCGAUGAUUAUUAGUGAACGGCUCUACGCACUAAUCUUCAUGUGGGACUACGAGCGAAACCCGCGCACCAUAAUUUCGGCGCUGAUCAUUGGUUCGGCGAUCUUCAGCUCGAUUCUCUCCUCGUUGGCUGGAGCUUUUUUCAUGGCCGUCAUCCCGAACAUUGCCGCCCUCAUCGGUGUCCCGUCGAUUUUGACGAUAUUCUGCGUAUUUUUCUGGUCCGUUCGCGAAAUGGAGAAGAAAAACGCGCACGCGCUGGAGUUGCUUGAGAUCAACGACGGCCAAUACAAUCUAUCCGCCAGAUAUCAAGCCGCGGAGAACAUCAAAAGUUUUCAGUUCAUUCGUGUAUUCCUCUACUUUUCGCUGGUGUGCAACAUUUUUGGGUGCACCUUAUUAUUUUCUACAGUUUUGGCAUUCGAGGAGAAUUCCGUUGGCGCCCAAACUACGGGAGCCAUGUAUGAGGCGAUGACGUCACUG
Messenger RNA from Mesorhabditis spiculigera, 618 nucleotides. The record is from the annotation of a GenBank genome assembly. Lineage: Eukaryota; Metazoa; Nematoda; Chromadorea; Rhabditida; Rhabditidae.